Octodon degus (degu) is the source of this 4967-nucleotide messenger RNA. RefSeq names its product cadherin 11 (gene Cdh11). The coding region runs from base 476 to 2614 and encodes 712 amino acids. The transcript is spliced from 12 exons. The record is from RefSeq and is a predicted model, not a curated record. Gene Ontology annotation, cellular component: plasma membrane; adherens junction; catenin complex. Gene Ontology annotation, molecular function: cadherin binding; calcium ion binding. Gene Ontology annotation, biological process: multicellular organism development; adherens junction organization; cell-cell junction assembly. NCBI's taxonomy places the organism in Eukaryota, Metazoa, Chordata, Mammalia, Rodentia, Octodontidae.
UCCGCGGCCGCGGCCGGCAGAGGGGAGCGACGCGGGCGGAGAAGCAGAUGCCGCGGGGGCCGCUCGCAGCCGCCGCUGACUUGUGAAUGGGACCCGGUCUGGGGCCGGGCUAACGACGCCGCGCUCGCCCGGCGCAGGGCCGACGGCCCGGAGGUCGCGUCCACCCGCGAGGGCCCCAGAAAUCACUGUGAUUUUGGCUUGGUGGUCAUAUGACAUUCAUUCCAGUCAACAUUUGUUGAGUAACCAAUCAGAUGGGUGGAGUGUGUUAUAGGAAUUGGCAACAAGUGUCCAAUGGGUGAAGAAGAGGCUGACUGGGGAAGUGGGCAGCCCUGACGUGAUGUGCUCAGAAAGCAAAGACAUUCCACUCCAAGAGAGGUCUGCUUGACGCAUCUGGGAGGCCAGCAUUAGAAGACUGCCACUUGGUCGGUGGAAGGGGUGACGGCUGCAUUCCCUUGUGCCUGCCACGUAACCAAAAAUGAAGGAGAACUACUGUUUACAAGCUGCCCUGGUGUGCCUGAGCAUGCUGUGCCACAGCCAGGCAUCCACCCUGGAGCGGCGGAGCCAUCUGCAUCCCUCGUUCCAUGGGCACCACGACAGAGGCAAAGAAGGGCAGGUGCUGCAGCGCUCUAAGAGAGGCUGGGUCUGGAACCAGUUCUUCGUGAUAGAGGAGUACACCGGGCCUGACCCUGUGCUUGUGGGCAGGCUUCAUUCCGAUCUUGACACUGGUGAUGGGAAGAUUAAAUAUAUUCUCUCAGGUGAAGGAGCUGGAACCAUUUUUGUGAUUGAUGACAAAUCAGGGAACAUUCAUGCCACCAAGACAUUGGACCGAGAGGAGAAGGCUCAGUAUACGCUGAUGGCCCAAGCAGUGGACAGGGAAACGAACCGACCCCUGGAGCCAGCUUCCUCCUUCAUCGUUAAGGUCCAGGACAUUAACGACAACCCACCAGAGUUUCUACAUGAGAUCUAUUAUGCCAACGUGCCUGAAAGGUCCAAUGUGGGAACAUCGGUGAUCCAGGUGACAGCUUCUGAUGCAGAUGACCCCACCUACGGGAACAGCGCCAAGUUAGUGUACAGCAUCCUCGAAGGACAGCCUUACUUUUCAGUGGAAGCACAGACAGGUAUCAUCAGAACAGCCCUCCCCAACAUGGACAGGGAAGCCAAGGAGGAGUACCAUGUGGUGAUCCAGGCCAAGGACAUGGGCGGACACAUGGGCGGGCUCUCAGGAACAACCAAAGUGAUGAUCACCCUGACCGAUGUGAAUGACAACCCACCAAAGUUUCCUCAGAGCGUAUACCAGAUGUCUGUAUCAGAAGGAGCUGUCCCAGGGGAGGAAGUAGGAAGAAUGAAAGCUAAAGACCCAGACAUUGGAGAAAAUGGCUUGGUCACAUACAAUAUUGUUGAUGGAGAUGGUAUGGAAUUGUUUGAAAUCACAACAGACUAUGAAACCCAAGAGGGCGUGGUGAAGCUGAAAAAGCCUGUAGAUUUUGAAACCAAAAGAGCAUAUAGUUUGAAAGUAGAGGCAGCCAAUGUGCACUUCGACCCGAAGUUCAUAAGCAACGGACCUUUCAAGGACACUGUCACUGUCAAGAUUGCUGUUGAAGAUGUAGAUGAGCCCCCCAUGUUCUUAGCUCCAAGUUAUAUCCAUGAAGUCCAAGAAAAUGCAGCUGCCGGCACUGUGGUUGGGAGAGUGCAUGCCAAAGACCCGGAUGCUGCCAACAGCCCAGUAAGGUAUUCAAUUGAUCGUCAUACUGACCUCGACAGGUUUUUCAUUAUUAAUCCAGAGGAUGGUUUUAUUAAAACCACAAAACCUCUGGAUAGAGAAGAAACUGCCUGGCUCAACAUCUCUGUCUUUGCAGCCGAAAUCCACAAUCGUCACCAGGAAGCCAAAGUCCCCGUGGCCAUUAGAGUGCUUGACGUCAACGAUAAUGCUCCUAAGUUUGCUGCCCCCUACGAAGGCUUCAUUUGUGAGAGUGAUCAGACCAAACCACUUUCCAACCAGCCGAUUGUUACAAUUAGUGCAGAUGACAAGGAUGACACAGCCAAUGGGCCGAGAUUCAUCUUCAGCUUACCCCCUGAAAUCAUACACAACCCGAAUUUCACAGUGAGAGACAACAGAGUCAUUGUGGUUUUGUUUGUGACCUUGAGAAGGCAAAAGAAGGAGCCACUCAUUGUUUUUGAGGAAGAAGAUGUCCGUGAGAACAUCAUUACCUAUGAUGAUGAAGGGGGUGGCGAGGAAGACACCGAAGCCUUUGAUAUUGCCACCCUCCAGAAUCCUGAUGGUAUCAAUGGAUUUAUUCCCCGCAAAGACAUCAAGCCUGAGUACCAGUACAUGCCGAGACCUGGGCUCAGGCCAGCACCCAACAGCGUGGAUGUGGACGACUUCAUCAACACUAGGAUACAGGAGGCAGAUAAUGACCCCACCGCCCCGCCCUAUGACUCCAUCCAAAUCUACGGCUAUGAGGGCAGGGGCUCAGUGGCGGGGUCUCUGAGCUCCUUGGAGUCUGCCACCACAGACUCAGACUUGGAUUAUGAUUAUCUACAGAACUGGGGACCUCGUUUUAAGAAAUUAGCAGACUUGUACGGUUCCAAAGACACUUUUGAUGAUGAUUCUUAACAAUAAAGACACAAAUUUGGCCUUAAAGAACUGUGUCUGGCGUUCUCAAGAAUCUAGAAGAUGUGUAAACAGGUAUUUUUUUAAAUCAAGGAAAGGCUCAUUUAAAACAAGCAAAGUUUUACAGAAAGGAUGCAUUUAAUGAAACUGCAAGGACAUCAAAGUGGUAAAUACUGUGAAAUACCUUUUCCCACAAAAAGGCUAAUAUUGAAGUUGUUUGUCAACUUCACUAGAGAAAAACCACUUGGCAUACAAAAUAUUUAAGUGAAGGAGAAUUCUAACGGUGAACUCACAAUGAAGGGAAAUUGUUUAUGUGUUAUGAACAUCUAAGUCUUUCUUCUUUUUUUUUUUAAUUUGUCAAAAAAGCUUCCACAAAAUUAGAAAGGACAACAGUUUUGAGCUGUAAUUUCGCCUUAAACUAUGGACACUCUAUAUGUAGUGCAUUUUUAAACUUGAAAUAUAUACUAUUCAACCAGCUUAAACCCAUACAAUGUAUGUACAAUACAAUGUACAAUUAUGUCUCUUGAGCAUCAAUCUUGUUACUGCUGAUUCUUGUAAAUCUUUUUGCUUCUACUUUCAUCUUAAACUAAUACGUGCCAGAUAUAACUGUCUUGUUUCAGUGAGAAGCGCCCUAUUUCUAUGUCAUUUUUAAUGUAUCUAUUUGUACAAUUUUAAAGUUCUUAUUUUAGUAUACAUACAAAUAUCAGUAUUCUGACAUGUAAGAAAAUGUUACGGCAUCACACUUAUAUUUUAUGAACAUUGUACUGUUGCUUUAAUAUGAGCUUCAAUAUAAGAAGCAAUCUUUGAAAUAAAAAAAGAUUCUUUUUUAAUUCUGGGUUUGAUUCUUAACAUUGAAAAAAUGAAGGAUUUAUAAUGAUCCAAUUUAUAUUUCUAAUUUAAUUGUGAUCUUUAAUGAUCCUAUUUAUGAUCUGUUAAUAGCCUGUCUGCUACUUUGGUUGCUUAUUUAAAAUCAAAUAUAUUUGACAAAUGUUUUCUUUUUCUUUCUUUUUUUUUUUUUUUUAGACAAGACUGUGUAACAUCAUGUAAAACAUGUUUUGUAAAUUCUUGGUGUUAGCCUCCUGGCUUGGGUUUGCACAUCUCUUCUCGAGAUGAAGGAUGUUAAACAUAUAGAUCAGUCUAUUACUUUGCAAUAUGUGUUAUAUAAUAUGCAUUGAUCUUGUAUAUCAGUAAUCUCAUGGCUAUGAGAGAUGAAUCCAUGAGGAAAUGGAAACUAUCAGAAUCUUAAUGUUCAAGGCCUAGAUUUUGUGCUCCACCUAGCACUUGUGGGAGGUGGAAGGAAGAGUAACAAGCCAGAAGUUUGAUUUUCCCCCAGAUUCCACUGUUACUCUUUUUUCUUUAUAUUGCUCUUACCAGGCUAUCGUAGGACUCCAACAGCUGAAAGUGCAUAUUUUCCCUCCUGUUAUUUUUACUUAAAAUGAUGUGGCAUUUUAAGUUUUGAUAAGAGAAAGAGAGCUUCACUUGAAAUCCUUUGUUUUAGAAGAUAAUUUGAGCUGUGAGCUCCUAGUGAGUGCAGGGAUGCUAUUGGACAGAGAGAAAUAAUGCCAUUGGACUUGCGAAUACGGCAGGGUCAUCCGCAGUCCAGUCUGCUUGCUAUGGACUGGGACAGUGUAAAGGAGACUUCACUCGUACAGUUGGGCCAAAGGUCAAAACGUAGCAAUACUUGGGGAAAGAUCACAGAAAAUCAUGCUGCACGCACUUUCCCUCUUUCCCCCUAAACACAGGGCACAUGCUUUUUCUUGGAUUACGGACAAUUUUUAGAUUAGUUUCUUUUUUUUCUUGGCUUUGUGGUGAAAGUUUGCUUCAAGCAUUUCUUGUUACCCUGUUAUAUACUAUUUUUAUGAUAUAGUCAAAGUGCAUACAAAGAAACAUGUUGGUAUGAAGUGUUCCCUUCCAUUUUACUUUGCAUUUACAUCAAAUUGGCAGAACACUUCAAUGGAAUCAGUUCUGUGGACAGUGUCACUUUAGGAUCUUUCAUUGCAGGGAAGGAUUACAUAUUCUCAAAUCUUCCAUAAUUGUAGGCUGUGUUCAUUUUUAUAUAGUUUUUGUAAUCCAAAGAAUAUUUUGCUAGAUUUGCACAGAACUCUGAAUGAAUUUGAAAUGAAGAAAUAGCUCAAAAGGAAUAUGAAUAGUACUUAAGUCUUCAGCUGUAAGUAACCCUACCACCAUGAAUGGUCCUUUUUUCUAGGAAUGUAUUUGGAAUAGAGUGACAACUACAUUUUCACGUUUUUAUGUCAAAAUUUUUUUAAAGGCUGUCUACUUUUCAAUAGUUAAAGAUACCUGGUUUUUGCUUUCUUUUCUAUCUUUUCUCUUUUCCUUUAAGGCUCUAUUGUUUGUA